Mercenaria mercenaria is the source of this 2050-nucleotide messenger RNA. RefSeq names its product steroid 17-alpha-hydroxylase/17,20 lyase-like. The transcript is spliced from 8 exons. Bases 201 to 1715 code for a protein of 504 amino acids. Gene Ontology annotation, molecular function: heme binding; iron ion binding; steroid 17-alpha-monooxygenase activity. Gene Ontology annotation, biological process: progesterone metabolic process; hormone biosynthetic process. Lineage: Eukaryota; Metazoa; Mollusca; Bivalvia; Venerida; Veneridae. The record is from RefSeq and is a predicted model, not a curated record.
AUGUAACCUUGACAAUGUAUGUUUAACAUGUGCAAAUCGGAUGUCCCUCUUUCCUUUGAACUUCAAAUGAUGUCUUUCGUGAACAGAAGGAGUAAUUUAUGAAAACGCAUAAACAAUGCUAUUACAAGGACGCUUAGCUGAUAUGCACUGCCAGUUUCAACGACUGCUGGAUAAUUAAUAGAUUUAGAAAAGGAUUCGUCAUGCUGACCUUUGCACUUUGUGUGUCCCUCUUUCUCCUUCUACUUGCAUACCUGUAUAAAUCAGUUAUCAAACACAGAUGGAAAUUUGCCGAAGUUCCCGCCGUCGGCAACAGAUGGCCACUCAUCGGGAACCUGUUUGACAUGUCAAAGACUCAUCUCGUUUUAACAGACUGGGCGAAGAAGUACGGCCCAAUAUUUAGAUUCAGUUUAUUUGGCGAGGAGAUAGUGGUAUUAAAUGACUAUGACAGUGUUUAUGAAGCUCUGGUGACUCGUGGGAGCGACUUCGCCGGUCGGCCGCACAUGAGCCGUACAGAUUACCAGGACCGAAACAAGAACUCGAUAGUAUGGCAGACUUAUACCCCUAAAUUGCAGUUUUUACGGAAGCAAAUUCAUUCCUCUCUUCGGAUGUAUGGUGGUGGCCUUGACAGGCUUCAGGAUCGAUGUGGCACGGAAAUUACUGAGCUGCUGUCACGUAUUGAUGCUUAUAAAGGCCAAGCCUUUGAUCCUUGGAGCCUUCUCUAUGAUUCUGCAUGCAACAUUAUGCUAGACCUGGCUAUUGGCACCAGGUUACCUUACAAUGGCAAAGAUCUGACACGGUUAAAAGAGAUUAAUGGAUUGUUCAAUCACUCGUUUGGUCCAGGUUCGAGUCGGAUACUUGACCGACUUCCAGUUUUCAACUUCCUUCAGGAUGAAUACAAAGCCCUUAAAAAGGCUGUAGGACUUCGAAAUAUAUUUUGGCUGGACCAUAGCUAUACCACGAACGACCCUGGGAGGAGCAGUGUUAUAUCAGACUUGCAGAAGCUAGCACGAGAUCCUCGGUAUAGUGAGUUCGACAUGUCAGAGUCAACUCUCAAAGAAACCUUUACCAAUCUCAUUCUUGCCGGUACAGAUACAACGACCACAGCUCUAACCUGUUUACUUCUGGUGCUACUUCACAGACCGGAAAUCCAAAAUCGUCUCCACAUGGAAAUAGACCACGUGGUAGGAUCGUCACGUGACCCUUCCCUCUCAGACCGCCCGUCAAUGCCAUAUAUGGAAGCGUGUUUAUUAGAGACUUUACGAUACAUUUCUCACGUACCCCUUGCCGUUCCUCACGCAACAAUUUGUGAUACCUCUGUUGGCGGAAAACAUAUACCGAAAAAUACAACAGUGUAUAUCAAUCUCUGGGCAUUGCAUCAUGACGAAAAUUUCUGGAUUGACCCGUGGAAGUUUGAGCCUCAAAGAUUCCUCGAUUCCGAAGGCCAUCUUGUACCGACACAUCAUGAAACCCGACGCAGGUUAAUGGCGUUCGGUGCGGGUCGUAGAGUUUGUCUAGGGGAGGCGCUGGCAAAAAACCGGCUCUUCUUAUUUACUGUGUCUCUGUUACAGAAGUUCAGAUUUGAAAAUACCGACACUGAAAAUGCACGCGACAUUGACCCAAGACAUUUCAGUCUAGGAAUAGUUCUUCACCCUAGUAAUUUCACUAUAAAAGCAAUCAAGCGAACUGAAGAGUGUAACAGUUCUUUAUCGAGUUGAUAAUUAUAUGAUUUAUAAAUAGCCUAGUUGUCAUAAAUUGAAUUUUUAACUCAAAAACUAGGAAGUGAAAGACGAGAGUUUCAGUGUAUAUGUCUUGUAUAUUUUUUAUCUUACUUUGGUGUGAUAUUCAUUUUGAACUUCAAAAAGUUGAUCAAUAUAUUGAACUUUUGGUAAGUAUUAAAUGUCUAUGUAUAUGCGCGCCUAAAUGAAUACUGUAAUAUUUUAUUUGAUAGUUAGCCAAUGUCUGUAUAUCUGCGCGCUCUAAUAACUACUGCAAAUUGUUAUCUUAUGGUUAAUAGUCAUUGUUUAUGUAUUAAAUACAAUAUUAAAUCUGA